AUGGAGAUUGAAUUGUGUAAAAUAAAGGACGCUUUGAGAGUAGAGGAAUGCAAAUUUCUUCAGCUGUAUGAAAAGCUCAAUACAAAAACGAGGGAAAGACUUGAAUCGAAAGCUAGAGAGGAGAGACUCUCUGAGAGCGUGGACAUUCUUCAUUCUAGGUUGCAGAGAGAAAUUUCCAGGCGAGAGCUUUUGGAGGAAAAAAUCAAAAUGGCUACACAGGAAAGGCCGUUGCUCGGAGUUGUUAGCCAACGAUUAACUCAAGUAACAAAUGCACUGAGGCGAACGCUGGGAAGGAGACGGAAUUCAGUUCGAGACGAAAAUCAUAGCACCUAA
Pocillopora damicornis (cauliflower coral) is the source of this 333-nucleotide messenger RNA. RefSeq lists its product as uncharacterized. The record is from RefSeq and is a predicted model, not a curated record. NCBI's taxonomy places the organism in Eukaryota, Metazoa, Cnidaria, Anthozoa, Scleractinia, Pocilloporidae.